GGAUAUGAGGCCCGUUAUCAGGAGCUUGCAUCCGAGAUCAAGGAGCAUGUACCUGAUGCGGAGAUCACUGGUGGCGUAGGAAGGAUGGGCAGCUUUGAAGUUAAAGUCAACGAUGAGGUGAUCUUCUCCAAACUGGAAUGUGGCGGAUUUCCGUUUGCGAAAGAUAUCAUAGAGGCUGUGCAGAGGAUGAAAGAUGGCAAGAAAGCUGAGAAAGUCACCAGGAACAAGAAAGCUUGCACUAUCCAAUAGGGUGCAGCUGGUGUGGAAGACAUGAAGACGGUCUGCCUUACAGGCCAGGGCAGGUUCUGCUAAUGACUGGUUUCGUCAAAAAGCCGAGGAAAUCAUGAAUAUACUUAGAGUCUGUUUCUAAGGGCUGUAAGACAACUUAUUCAUGUCUACAUGGAAUAAAAUUUCUCAACAGUGA
This is a messenger RNA of Rana temporaria (common frog), 424 nucleotides long. Its product is annotated as migration and invasion enhancer 1-like. The record is from RefSeq and is a predicted model, not a curated record. The transcript is spliced from 3 exons. Lineage: Eukaryota; Metazoa; Chordata; Amphibia; Anura; Ranidae. Gene Ontology annotation, biological process: positive regulation of filopodium assembly; negative regulation of apoptotic process. The annotation marks the transcript as partial.